This is a messenger RNA of Exophiala oligosperma, 1406 nucleotides long. RefSeq lists its product as uncharacterized. Gene Ontology annotation, biological process: lipid homeostasis. Bases 178 to 1110 code for a protein of 310 amino acids. The record is from RefSeq and is a predicted model, not a curated record. Lineage: Eukaryota; Fungi; Ascomycota; Eurotiomycetes; Chaetothyriales; Herpotrichiellaceae. Gene Ontology annotation, cellular component: endoplasmic reticulum; membrane. The transcript is spliced from 2 exons.
UUGUCAAUCGACUCAUAGACAACCCCUACAGUAUUUAAAGAUAGGUCCGGCGCCGAGUACGGGAGACGGAUAAGCCAUCAGACUCUUAGUGUAAUGAUACCUUCUUUAUGAUUAGAUCGCUCCUACAAAAUAUCAAUCGCCUUUUACAGUCAAGGUCCUUCUGUUGAUUGGAAACGGAUGCUCUUGAUGUUCCCAACUUCAGGUUCUCUUCACGAUGCUUUUACACGAUUCUGUCUUGAACAUCGUCUCGCGAGUUUACCGCUUCACGUUCACCAGGUCCUCGUUGCUUUCCUGACGUACGAAACACUAUUUCUUGUCGUCUCUCCUGCACUCUCGCAGUUGUUCCUCCCACAAUUAUACGGCAAUUUACCGAAGCGGACAAAAAUCAAUUGGAACGUGAGGGUGGUGUCUUUUAUCCAGGCAACUUUCAUCUGUUACCAGGCCAUUGGCGUCAUUGUCAAGGACACGUCUCGACGAAACACCAACUACGAUGAUCGGCUGUGGGUAUAUUUGAGUGCCAGCGGGAACGUUCAAGCGUACGCCGCGGGAUAUUUCCUGUGGGAUGUCGUGGUGAGUAUCCAACAUUUCCAAAUUUUGGGACCGACAUCCCUCAUGCAUGCAUUGGCCGCAUUGAUGGUGACCAGCCUUGGAUUUCGACCUUUUGCGAAUUUCUACGGCAUCAACUUUGUCCUUUAUGAACUUUCAACACCAUUUCUCAACAUACAUUGGUUCCUCGACAAACUUGGCAAGACGGGUGGGUGGGCUCAACUUGGGAAUGGUAUUGUACUCAUUGUUACGUUCUUUGGAUGCCGAUUGGUAUGGGGAGCCUAUCAGACCAUGAAUCUGAUGACGGAUGCGUGGAGGGCAUGGAGUGCGAUCGGUACAGGAAAAUGCCUGGAUCCUUUUAUGCUGGAGAAAACCCAAGGCGGACCCGCUACUACUCUACCAGUUCAGCAGGAUUUUUGUUAUGACAACUUUCCUUGGGGACUUUUGGGUACCUAUAUCAUUAGCAACACACUGCUUACUGGGCUCAAUGUGUAUUGGUUUGGGUUGAUGCUCAAAGCUUUGGGUCGGCGAUUCAACGUCAAGGCCGAUAACAAAAAGGAAUGAGACUUUGCAGGAGAGAUUAGUCUGGGGGUGAGGUGAUGAAUGUGGACCGCAACAGGUGUUUGUCAAAGUCUUUCAGGCGGAGGUGUAUGAUCAAGGUUGAAUGGUGAAGAGAAAUGAAUCUUGUUCCUCGCAUCGUGUUCUCAGGAGCGUCGUAGCAUUAGCUCACUAUAUCGAAGCUCUUAGCAUAUCGUGCUUGGUGCGGCUGAAUGAUCCUACUAAGGAACCAGACCAUUCACAGUCGAGCCCUUCAUGUCGCUUAACUCACAAUCAUCACACCGGCUGCAGUGAUGUGUGGC